Cicer arietinum (chickpea) is the source of this 3889-nucleotide messenger RNA. Its product is annotated as AP-4 complex subunit epsilon. Gene Ontology annotation, cellular component: membrane coat; AP-4 adaptor complex. Gene Ontology annotation, biological process: intracellular protein transport; vesicle-mediated transport. The record is from RefSeq and is a predicted model, not a curated record. NCBI's taxonomy places the organism in Eukaryota, Viridiplantae, Streptophyta, Magnoliopsida, Fabales, Fabaceae.
CUUACACUGUUUUCAUACACAGACACACGAGUCCCCCACCCAGUCACUGUAAUUUGUAUUCUUCCAUUUCUCUUUCUUUCUUCGUCCGACACGACGUCGUUUACUCUCUUCAUCAUCAUCUUCACCAAACACACACACUCCCACAUUCUUCAACCUCAAACCCUCUCUCCUCACCAGAACCUCGCAUCAUCACCAGAUCCACCACCGUAACAACUCUCGGAUCCGGAUCCGGAUCCACAACUCCUCAAACCUGGAGCAGUUAAAAACAAUCGGCCGCGAACUCGCCAUGGGAUCCCAAGGCGGGUUCGGCCAAUCAAAAGAAUUCCUCGACUUAAUUAAAUCAAUCGGAGAAGCUCGAUCCAAAGCCGAAGAAGACCGAAUCGUAAUCCGCGAAAUCGAAACCCUUAAACGACGAAUUUCCGAACCAGACAUACCAAAACGCAAGAUGAAAGAGUACAUUAUACGUCUCCUCUACGUCGAGAUGUUAGGUCAUGACGCUUCUUUCGGUUACAUCCACGCCGUUAAAAUGACACACGACGAUAACCUUCCAUCAAAACGCACUGGUUAUCUCGCCGUUACUCUUUUCCUAAACGACGAUCACGACCUCAUUAUCUUAAUCGUCAAUACUAUUCAGAAAGAUCUUAAAUCUGAUAACUACCUUGUCGUUUGUGCUGCACUUAAUGCCGUUUGUCGACUCAUCAACGACGAAACUAUCCCUGCCGUUUUGCCUCUUGUUGUUGAUUUACUUUCUCAUUCUAAAGAAGCUGUUAGAAAGAAAGCGGUUAUGGCUCUUCAUAGCUUCCACCGCAAAUCUCCUUCCUCUGUUUCGCAUCUUAUCUCUAAUUUUCGUAAGCGAUUGUGUGAUAAUGAUCCUGGUGUUAUGGGUGCUACUCUUUGUCCUCUCUUUGAUCUUGUAAACGCUGAUCCUACUCCUUAUAAGGAUCUUGUUGUUAGUUUCGUUAGUAUUCUUAAACAGGUUGCGGAACAUAGGUUGCCUAAGAGCUAUGAUUAUCACCAAAUGCCAGCUCCAUUCGUUCAGAUUAAGUUGCUGAAAAUUCUUGCAUUGUUGGGGAGUGGCGACAAGCUUGCUAGCGAACACAUGUAUACUGUUAUUGGCGAUGUAAUUAGGAAGGGCGAUUCGUCGAGUAAUAUAGGGAAUGCUAUUCUCUACGAGUCCAUUCGCUGUGUCUCUUCUAUAUAUCCCAAUGCCAAGUUGUUAGAAGCUGCUGCGGAUGUGAUUGCCAAGUUUUUGAAGAGUGAUAGCCAUAAUCUGAAGUACAUGGGCAUUGAUGCUCUCGGUCGGCUGAUAAAGUUAAGUCCACUUAUUGCAGAACAACACCAACUUGCCGUCAUUGACUGCUUAGAGGAUCCGGAUGAUACUCUGAAGCGAAAAACUUUUGAACUGCUUUAUAAAAUGACCAAGUCUUCCAAUGUGGAAGUGAUUGUUGACCGUAUGAUUGAUUACAUGAUCAGCAUUAGCGAUGAUCAUUAUAAAACCUAUAUAGCUUCUCGAUGUGUAGAGCUUGCCGAGCAAUUUGCACCAAGUAAUCAUUGGUUUAUACAGACCAUGAAUAAAGUUUUUGAGCAUGCUGGAGAUCUUGUGAAUAUUAAGGUUGCACAUAAUUUAAUGCGCUUGAUUGCGGAAGGAUUUGGAGAGGACGAUGAUACGACAUAUAGUCAGCUGAGAUCGUCUGCUGUUGAGUCAUAUUUGCGGAUUAUUGGGGAGCCAAAGCUUCCAUCAGUGUUUCUCCAAGUUAUCUGUUGGGUUCUUGGGGAAUAUGGCACAGCUGAUGGAAAGCAUUCUGCUUCCUAUAUCACUGGGAAGUUAUGCGAUAUGGCAGAGGCAUAUUCUAAUGAUGAAACUGUUAAGGCAUAUGCAAUAACAGCGUUGACAAAAAUUUAUUCCUUUGAAAUAGCAGCUGGGAGGAAAGUGGAUAUGCUAUCUGAGUGUCAAUCUUUGGUUGAAGAGUUAUUAGCAUCACACUCCACUGAUUUGCAGCAGCGUGCUUAUGAAUUGCAAUCCGUUAUUGGUUUGGAUGCACGAGCUGUUGAAGCAAUAUUGCCGCAUGAUGCAAGUUGCGAAGACAUUGAGGUGGAUAAGAAUAUUUCUUUCCUAAAUGAUUAUGUCCAGAAGGCUAUAGAAAGAGGCGCUAUGCCCUACAUUUCAGAGAACGAGCGCUCUGGAAUGGUGAAUAUGAGCAACUUCAGUAGCCAAGAUCAGCAAGAAUCUGGACAGCAUGGUCUGAGAUUUGAGGCGUAUGAAGUUCCAAAGCCUCCUGUGCCAUCAAAAGUUACUCCAGUUUCACUUUCAUCGGUAACUGACCUUGUUCCAGUAUCCGAGUCAUUGUAUGCUAGGGAGACUCACCAUAUUACUUCAGUGGGAGUAGCAUCAGAUACAGGAUCAUCUGGGCUUAAGCUAAAGCUUGAUGGUGUUCAGAAGAAGUGGGGUAAACCUACUUAUUCGUCCCCAGCAUCAUCUUCAAAUUCUACUUCCCAAAAUCCAGUGAAUGGGGUGACAAAGGUGGAUGUUGCAACUACUGUAAAUUCAAAAGUACGUGAUAGCUAUGAUUCAAGAAAGCAACAGAAUGAAAUUGAUCCAGAAAAGCAAAAGCUUGCUGCUUCACUGUUUGGUGGUUCAACUAAACCUGAGAGAAGAACAUCAGCUAGCAGCAAGGUUUCAAAAGCUAGUGCUGGUGCUGCAGACAGACCUCAGGAUUCAAAAGCUGCAAUUGUACCCAAUAAAACAUCUGGAGAGAAAACUAAUCAACAACCUCCUCCUCAAGAUUUGCUUGACUUGGGUGAACCAACUGUCACUGUUGCACCUCCCACUGUGGACCCAUUCCAGCAACUGGAAGGACUUCUUGACGCCAGCAUUAGUUCUACAGUAAGUCCUAGUGUUGGCGCUGUUUCAAAUGCACCUGAUAUUAUGUCACUCUAUACCGGGUCUACUUCUAGCGAACAGAGAGGUGCUGGGGGCUAUAUCCCUGUGACUGGGGAUAAUUUGAAUCUUUUAUCUGAGUUGUCAAGUGCAGCAGCUGUCAGAGGGACCACAGGAGAAACAAAUGCAGCACCUUUGUCACUAUCUGUAAAGGGUGCCAAUGCUAAAGAUUCAUUGGAGAAGGAUGCAAAAGUCAGACAGAUGGGUGUGACCCCCACUAGCCAGAAUCCCAACUUGUUCAGGGACUUGCUUGGCUAAUCUGAUGAGGGGACAAUUGUAAAUCAUGUUGGUUGAGGGUAGAUUAUCUUGCGAGUUACCAUUGAUGGAGUUUCCUGAGCCAAUUGGCUAUUGAUAUAUGCAAAAUUGAAUAAUACACAUUAUGAUCUGGCAUGGAUGAUUGCAGCCACCAAGAAUUGAGCGAUUCCAUAUCCAGGAAUGAUGACUAAAACAGUUAAAAGACUUGUACUAGUUGCAGAAUAGCUUUUGUAAGCUUUCCUCGUUGGAUCCAGGUUUUGAUCAGUCUAGACUAUGAAGGAAGGGUACUGUUGUGCAUGUUCAUUGCAUUAUACUCUUUCAAUGGAAGUUCCUGAUCAUCUAUGUUGUUAUACCUAAGCACUGCUUCUUUUGGUUCCGAUUUUUGUGCAUUUUUCACCUGUCCAUAUAGUGUUUUUUUGUUGUUUAAUGAGAAGCUUGACACUGCGGUCAAAAUCAGUUUGAUGUAUGACAUUUGUAAACUUGAAAAUUUUAGUGAUAAAUGAGUGUAGGGACUAGGGUCAUCUGUUACUUUGUUGAAGAUCAAUUUCUCCUUGAUUGAUCGUUUCAUUCUUAAGUUAUCUUCAAGUCAUUCAUCUAUCAUGCGGAUGGGGAUUGUUUAUGCUAUCUGUGCUCUUAACGUCGAUUAUACAUAUUGUACAAAUAUUGGAUGAAGGGUUAAGGUUGGCUUUACAUCAA